Messenger RNA from Tachysurus vachellii, 2830 nucleotides. Its product is annotated as sialoadhesin-like. The record is from RefSeq and is a predicted model, not a curated record. NCBI's taxonomy places the organism in Eukaryota, Metazoa, Chordata, Actinopteri, Siluriformes, Bagridae. Bases 258 to 2453 code for a protein of 731 amino acids. The transcript has 12 exons.
AAUACCAAGAUCUAGUCUUAUGUGUUGUCAUGGCUGAAGGCCCGACUGGUCUGAUGGAAGAAGCUCCUCCUCAGGAUCUCUGUAUUGGUCUUUAUUUAGAGGAAGCACUUCAGUGACCACAACAGAGUAAUUAGUUCAUCUUCCUGCAAGAAGACGCUGAAUAUCUCCGUCAACACUGGUGAUAGCUGGAUAAUUUUGGUGUGAAUUCUACACGUGGUGGAUCUUCGAGUGUCGUCUGUCUGAAGGCUGAUGUCACCAUGUUUUAUAGAAUGUUGAGAAAUAUUACAGUAACAACAAUCCUCAUGUUACUGACAGGAGUUCAGACUCAGCACAGUGUAACUCUCUGCUCUCAGAGUCUCUGUGGUGUUAUUGGAUCUACAGUAAAUAUCCCCAGUACAUUUACACCUCAUCACUCCAGAAUAGCAGAGAUACAGUGGUAUCGAGUCAGGAGCUCUGAAGAUGAACCACAAGACCUGAGAAAAGAUCCAGAAUAUUCAGGACGUGUGUAUGUAACAACCGAGGGGUCUGACUAUAUGCUGACAGUGAGGAAUUUGAGAGUGAGUGACUCUGGAGUUUAUAUCUUUAGAUUUAAAACAUGGGGCAGUGACUGGAAUUCAGAUUCAUCUGGAGUUCAACUGAAUGUUACAGACUUGCAGUUGAAGGUGGAUCCUAACACUGUAGGACAAAGAGAAGUAAAAGUAACCUGUAGCUCCACCUGCAGACUCAACACACGCCGUUUCUACUGGUACUGGAAUGGCCAUAAUCUCAGAUUAUUCACAGAUGACGCCUCCAUUGUACUUGACUCCACCAGUCUAUCUGAUGAAGGCAGCUACUCUUGUAAGGUGUAUGAGAGUACACACCACUCUCCUCCAGUGUGUGUACUGGGUAAACAGUGUUGGGGUGUGACUUACACUGCUGAACGUGUGUGUGCUCUGAAAAACACAUCAGUUGAUCUUUCCUGCUCUUAUAAAUAUCCUGCAGGUCACACAGUGAUAAAAUCAGUGUGGUUCAUUAAAGAGCAGGUUAAUGUUGAGCCUGAGGAUGUGAGAGAGGAUGAAGAGUAUCAGGGCCGAGUGCAGUACACACAGAGCUCCCAGAAUGACUGUAGUCUGAGAAUCACUAACCUGAGAGAGAGAGACGCUCAAACAUACAGGUUCAGAUUAUACACUGAUGAUUCUACAGAAAAAUACACCGGAGAACCUGGAGUCUCUCUGUCUGUCACAGAUCUGAAGGUUACAGUAUCAGACUUGGACAAGAAUAAGAAGCUGAGCUGCAUCACCACCUGCACUCUGUCUAACAAACCCACUUACAUCUGGUACAAGAACGGACAGCGUGUUACUGACCAGGACAGAAAUGAACUGAAUGUCAGCAGUGAGGAUGCAGGCAGCUUCUCCUGUGCUGUAAGAGGACAUGAGGAACUUCGCUCUCCUGCUGUCUGUUUUCCUGAUGAGAAGAGCUGCUGGAGUGUGACUUACUCCACCCAGACUAUCUGUGGUCUAAUUAGCUCAUCAGUGGACAUACACAGUUAUUUUACCUUCCCUAAUAAAUACAAGGUCAUGAAAAUGUUAUGGUUCAUUAAACAGCAGGUUAAUGUUGAGCCUGAGGAUGUGAGAGAGGAUGAAGAGUAUCAGGGCCGAGUGCAGUACACACAGAGCUCCCAGAAUGACUGUAGUCUGAGAAUCACUAACCUGAGAGAGAGAGACGCUCAAACAUACAGGUUCAGAUUAUACACUGAUGAUUAUACAGGAAAAUACACCGGAGAACCUGGAGUCUCUCUGUCUGUCACAGAUCUGAAGGUUACAGUAUCAGACUCGGGUCACGGACAAAUCGAUCUGAGCUGCAUCACCACCUGCAGUCUGUCUAACAAACCCACUUACAUCUGGUACAAGAACGGACAGCGUGUGUCUGAGUGUAAAUCUGCCUCCUGCUCUGUAGCUGCAGUCGGUGGUGCGGUCAGUUACAGCUGUGCUGUUGAAAGCCAUGACAGUCUCCUCUCUCCUCCGGUGUAUUCCCCUAAAAACACCACAGCAGUGGUUCUUUCCUCUGGAGACACAGUGGAGGGGGAUUCAGUGACUCUGAGCUGUAGCAGUGAUGCAAACCCUCCUGUUCUCACCUACUUCUGGUUUAAACAGAGUUCAGCUGCAGACACACUGCUGAUAACAGGCCAGAAUUACAGCAUCAGUAACAUCAGCUCCCAGCACAGAGGACUGUACUACUGCACUGCUCACAACCAGCUGGGACACCACAACUCUACACCAACACACCUGGAUGUGUUCACUGAGGUGUGGAAGCUGCAUGCUGUAUGGGGAGCUGCUGCUGCACUCGUUCCUGCUCUGCUUCUCUCCCUUCUUACCGCCUUCCUGUGUGUUAAGAGGAAGAAAAGAGCAGAGAGAGACAUUCAGAAUGUGGCUUCAGCAAAGAGAAGAACUGCAGAACUAAAGACUGAUCACUAACAGCUGAGUUUAUUUAGUGACUUUACAUUCAGCAUCAUGAUGUUUUAGUGUCAGAUUUAAAUCUAAUUAACUAAUUUCUGUCUUAAUUAAUCGUCAUUCGUUUGUUAUUCAGGCAGCUUCUUUUGUUUAUCAGUUAUCUUUUUGUACAUUUAAUAUAUUAUACACACACAUACAUAUAUAACGUGUAGCCGCCUGCAGAAAUCCUGCACAUUUUCUACUAUAUCCUGAUUUUUCUCAUCGUCUCUUCACUCGCUUGAUCUGUUAAAGCAAAGAAUUCCGACCAAAGUCAAGAUGGAUUUUAAUAUGUCGGGUCUGUUUCUGUAAAAUCUUUAAAAUGUUUCUAUUUACGAGAAUAAAAUUGAGCUCAUGAUCAUUUA